This is a messenger RNA of Diutina rugosa, 840 nucleotides long. RefSeq names its product N-acetylglucosaminylphosphatidylinositol deacetylase. Gene Ontology annotation, molecular function: N-acetylglucosaminylphosphatidylinositol deacetylase activity. The transcript has a single exon. Gene Ontology annotation, biological process: GPI anchor biosynthetic process. The record is from RefSeq and is a predicted model, not a curated record. Bases 1 to 840 code for a protein of 279 amino acids. Gene Ontology annotation, cellular component: endoplasmic reticulum. NCBI's taxonomy places the organism in Eukaryota, Fungi, Ascomycota, Pichiomycetes, Serinales, Debaryomycetaceae.
AUGUUGUUCACGGUGGCGUUGCGGGGGCUCGCGCUGGCGUUCUUGGUGUGGGUGUUGCUCACCACCAGUGUCCCGCAAUUGCUUGCCCGGCAAGCGGACAACCCCGUCGGCACCGUCGCCGACUACCUGCUCCUGUCGAACGUGUUACACGACGCCAAAGUCGUGUACGUGAUCGCCCACCCGGACGACGAAGUGAUGUUUUUCCUGCCCCUGGUAUUGGAGCUUGCUAAGCCUCAGCACCAUAACCAUCUUCUGAUCGUGUGCUUCAGUGAUGGCGACGCUGAUGGUCUCGGCGCAAUAAGAAGACAAGAGCUCGAGCGGCUGGCAAAGAUGUUGGGCGUCGACGAUGUGGCGAUCCUUGACUUUGUCGACGGCAUGAACGUCACCUGGGACGCCGACGCCGUUGCCGAUGCUUUAAAGCCGUUUGUUAGUCGCGAUAGCGUCAUCAUCACCUUUGACGACCACGGGGUGCUGGGCCACCCCAACCACAUCAGUUUGUACCACGGUGCCGUCAAGUUGGUCAAACGCACCAAGAACACGUUGUUCAAGCUCAAAUCGCUCAAUUUCAUCGACAAGUACUCGUUUACCCUCAUAACGCUGGUGGAGCUAUUUGUCAACUAUGUCACUCGCCUAGUGCACCAGGUGUUUGGCAUCAACAUCAACAUCCUGUUCUACCCGUCGCUGAGUGGGGAGAUGAGAUUCUAUAGCGACAUCAACGCCGUCGCCGCCGCCUACGGGGCGAUGAUGUACGGCCACUACUCGCAGAUGGUGUGGUUCCGCUACGGGUGGCUUCUCUUCAGCCGCUACCUCACCUACAACCACUUAAUCCAAGUGGUGUGA